Melopsittacus undulatus (budgerigar) is the source of this 3903-nucleotide messenger RNA. Its product is annotated as F-box and leucine rich repeat protein 21. The coding region runs from base 375 to 1688 and encodes 437 amino acids. Gene Ontology annotation, molecular function: protein binding. The record is from RefSeq and is a predicted model, not a curated record. NCBI's taxonomy places the organism in Eukaryota, Metazoa, Chordata, Aves, Psittaciformes, Psittaculidae. The transcript has 7 exons.
CCUGAGCCCUGCUCUGCGGCUGCCCGCGGCCCUGCCUCUGCGAGGGAGCCGCGCCGAGGCGGCGGAGGGGAAAGCAGACAGAUGCUUGUGAAUGCCCCAUGGCUGCAGCUGCCUCAGUUUAUUUAUUUAUUGCCUGUUGUAACUUGGAAGCAUUCUUUAGGUCAGUUCAUCUGGGACCAGUCCCUGCCUUCUGGUUAAGGAAUCCAUGCACACAUUCAGGAUGACUCAACAGUGGGAUGUAUGCUUGGAUACCAGGAGGGUGCUGGUAACUUGACAGGAACUUCCAGAUUUUUUUGGAGAGACCUAUUGCAUGUGAGACCUUUCAGACAACUGCAGUUUGAAUACAUUGGGUCAUUCCAAUACCUGAAGCUUUCAUGAUGAAGAGAGCUAAGCAGAGAGGUGUGGUUGACAGUGAAGCUCCUCAAACAUCACAGAAAAGCAAAAAGCAGAAAACUUCUUCCUAUGGCUCAGUGUUUGGUGAAUGUGACUUGCACUCCUCAAUGGACUGGGGAAACCUUCCACACCACGUUAUUCUACGUGUUUUCCAGUUUCUGCCUUUAGUCGAUCGAGCGAGGGCAUCUUCUGUUUGUCGAAGGUGGAAUGAAGUUUUUCACAUCCCAGAUCUCUGGAGAAGAUUUGAAUUUGAACUUAGCCAGCCAGCUACUUCUUACUUAAAGUCUACACACCCUGAUCUCAUUCAGCAGAUUAUCAAGAGGCAUGCUGAUCAUCUGCAGUACGUCAGCUUCAAGGUUGAUAGUAGUACUGAGUCAGCAGAAGCAGCCUGCAAUAUCCUUUCUCAGUUGGUAAACUGUUCUAUCAAGACACUGGGUUUGAUUUCUACAGCAAAACCGAGCUUCAUGAAUGUCUCUAAGGCUCAUUUUGCUUCAGCACUGACAGUGGUUUUUGUAAACUCCAAGUCAUUAUCCUCAAUCAAGAUAGAUGAUACACCACUUGAUGAUCCUUCUUUGAAGGUUCUUGUUGCUAACAAUAGUGAUACUCUAAAGCUGCUAAAGAUGAGCAGUUGUCCUCAUGUAUCACCUGCUGGAAUUCUCUGUGUUGCUGACCAGUGUCAUGGACUUAAGGAGCUGGCUUUGAACUACUACAUAUUAAGUGACGAACUGCUGCUGGCUCUGUCAAGUGAAAAGCAUGUUGACCUUGAACACCUUCGCAUAGAUGUUGUGAGUGAAAAUCCCGGCCAAGUUGAAUUUCACACUAUUAAAAAGCAAAGCUGGGAUGCUCUUGUUAAACACUCCCCCAAAGUCAACAUUGUGAUGUAUUUCUUCUUAUAUGAAGAGGAAUGUGAUGCUUUCUUCAGAGAGGAAACCCCUGUUACACACCUUUACUUUGGUCGUGCAGUAAGCAAAGCGAUGUUAGGUCGCAUUGGCAUGAAUUGCCCAAGGCUGAUUGAGCUGGUUGUGUGUGCUAAUGGACUCCAGCCUUUGGAUGAUGAACUUAUCCGGAUUGCUGAGCGCUGUAAGAACCUAACAGCAAUGGGACUUGGUGAAUGUGAAGUGACUUGCAGAGGUUUUAUUGAAUUUGUGAAGAUGUGUGGGGGCAGGCUUACCCAGCUCUCUAUAAUGGAGGAGGUACUGAUUCCAGAUAACGAUUAUAGCUUAGAUCGACUCCAUUUGGAAGUCUCCAAACACUUGGGAAGACUCUGGUUUCCUGAUAUGAUGCCAACAUGGUGAAUUCUUUAUAUCUGUGGACAAAAGGGUAGAAUCAGGGUGUUGCUUUCUAUGCAAAUAAAGAAUUUAAAAAUGAAACAUGGAAACUUACUUCCAGGUUUGAGUUUUUCUACCUUGAGAGCCUCCUAGUAGUGUCACAGCAAAACAUUCUGGAGUGUUAAUGGUAUGUUGAAAUAGAAUCAGUGUACUUAACACUGCUGGAAGUGUCUGUGGUUUACAGGUGCUUCAAACCUCAGUGAAUUGGGCUUCUCUGAGCUUCAUUUUAAGUGUUCCAUCCACAUUAAAGGUUGGGAAGUUUCAUGUUUUUGUUUAAUCUUUCUGAUGUAGUCAGAACAGGACUAGGGAAAUUUUUUUCAUUAGUAAACCUAUGUUUAUGGCAAGCUGGAUACAGCUUGGAAUUCAGUAAUUUGAUGUUUUAUGCAGCUUUCUUCUAACUAUUAAUGUUUAUAAAUGUAAAAGCUUUGUACAUUAAAAUACACUAGCCCAGAUGACUCAGAUAUAGUCUGAUUUCAACUCAUGCUAGUGUGUUGAAAUGUUGUGGUAAAUAAGCUUAUGCUUACAAAGAACCUUUCCACUUUUAAAUUGCACUUUAAUUUUGUCAGACUGCAUUGUAGAGACUGUGUUCACUGUUUUGUUUUGCUGUCUUAUGCAUUGAAUGAGUGGGAAAGAGCCCUUGUUAAAAUGAAUGAAUCUAAAGUUUGGGUUUAGAUUGGUUGUUGGGUGAAUGACAAAGCACUUUGGAAACUGCCAGAGUAUAAGGAACAGCCUCUGGAUUUGGGGGAGCUCAAAUCUUUGGUUAGAGAGAUUGUCUGUAUGCUUUCAUUGUUAAAAGAUAAAAAGGAUCUCAUAAAUGUGACUAGUUAGGAAGAAGAAUCAAAUGGAAUGCAGUUAUCUGAGCACUUUCUGUCUGGAAUUAAGGAUUUAGAGCAUUUAAAAAGUAAACUACUUGCCAGUUAGAGGCUGUGGCCUGCAGAAAUCUUGCCUGUGGCUCAUAGAGCUGUGCUGUAAGCCCUGAUUUCUAGAGUAGGGGUUGCUGGAGGUGAUCCACGAGUUUUUAAUUCAGGACUGUUUAAUACUUGUUGUGGUUAAUUGUUUUUUGAGGAAGAUUAUAUUUCUCUAUUUUCUUUCAAGGGGAAAGGAAUGGUGAAUUGAUGUGAAUUCAGAGUGUGUAUUUUUGUGUUGACAUUUUACAUGCUGUAAACUGAACUGCAUUGUAUAUAAUUUUUGCUGUAAUUAUUUUCAUGCUGUAGCUGUUCUAUCUUCCUAUUUAUAAGGAGAAGCCUGCAUCUGAUUUGCUGGUGGUAUUUGUCACUGUUGUGGUUUAACCCUGGUUAGCAAGAAAGCCUCGUGUAGUCACUCCCUCACUACUCUCCAUUGGGAUGGGGCAGAGAAUCAGAAGAGUAAAAAUGGGAAAACUCGAGAUAAAAACAGUUUAACAGAUAAAGCAAAGGCCUUGCACACAAGCAAAGCAAAACAGGGUAUUCAUUCACCACUUCCGCUGGGCAGGCAGGUGUUUAGCCAUCUCCAGUGCAACAGUGCUCCAGCAUGUGUCACACUGACUUGGGAAGAUAAAUGCCAUCACUCCCAACGUUCUCUCCUUUCCUUCCUUCUUCCUCAGCUUUAUAUGCUGAGCAUGGUGUCCCAUGAUAUGGGAUAUGCCUGGGAUCAGCUGUUCCAGCUGUGUCCCCUCCCCAGUCUCCUUGCUGGUGAGGUGAUGAGCAGAAGAGGCUUUUACUCUGUGUAAGUGCUGCUCAGUGACAGAAACAUCCCUGGGUUAUUAAAUCAGCAGUUCCCAGCACAGGUCCAAACCAUUGUCCCAUACAAGCUCCUGUGAAGGAAAGUAGUCCAUCAUGAAGGAAGUGUCCAGACAAACCCAGCCCAUUCAGAUCAGACUAAAUGUUGGUUUCUUCCAAGCUUUACACUGCAAAAGCAACAUCUGAAAGGUUAAGCCACCACUGUCCUGGACAGAUUUGUUCCCACUUGCAAGCUGAAGGCUUUCAGAUGACAUACAGUGUCUGUCUGAGUCAGUAAUGUGUUACUGCUUGUUGUGCAGUGGAGAAGCGUCUGACUCUGGUUAUUGGCGGCUGUUACCCAAGUUCUUGCUUCCAUAAUCAAAGGGAUUGAAAGAUUCGGAAUGCUUCUAAACAGUAUUUGGUUUAAGAUGUGUGGUUUGCUUUAAAUGUAAACAUAAUAAAGUGAUCUAAUACAUGCACUGACA